Messenger RNA from Rhineura floridana, 8428 nucleotides. RefSeq names its product small nuclear ribonucleoprotein U11/U12 subunit 35 (gene SNRNP35). Bases 754 to 1548 code for a protein of 264 amino acids. Lineage: Eukaryota; Metazoa; Chordata; Lepidosauria; Squamata; Rhineuridae. Gene Ontology annotation, biological process: mRNA splicing, via spliceosome. Gene Ontology annotation, molecular function: snRNA binding; mRNA binding. The transcript has 2 exons. The record is from RefSeq and is a predicted model, not a curated record. Gene Ontology annotation, cellular component: precatalytic spliceosome; U12-type spliceosomal complex.
AGGAAGACGGCGCCGGAUCUCCCGCUGCUCCUUGGAAUGCCCCGUUUGCAAGGACUGCCCAGGCCAGCCGGCACCAGAUCCAGCAGGCACUUCCUUCCUCCUCUGAAAGUUUCGGCUACGAUCAGAGCCUCUUCCGACCUGCCUCCCGGGCGAAGCUCCUGAGGACCCAAUCAAAGAGCAGCCGGAGGGGUGGAGCCCGGGGGGGAAAGGCGCCACGGGGCUGGAAAGGAAAGGGGGCAGGCCGGGCUUGCGCCUCGAGGCGUCCCUUGCCAGGAGGAGCCCCGCAAAGAGUUUGGGCUGCCCGUCAGUUGCCAAGAGCGAAGCGCGCUUGCUUCUCGCUCGCCCACCGUGCGUCGAGGGCGCUCUUAGGGCCCUUUUAACGGUCGUGGCUCCCCGCCCCCGAAGAAUCGUCCCGAGCGUCUAGAGUCGCUCAGCAGCCCCAGUUCCCGGCACCCCAACAAACCCCAGAUCUUUGGAUCCUGUUCUGCCGGACCUCGAGCUGUUCUAGGGCUUGAACCGGGCCCAGCCGUCGCGGAAGGCUCUUUCGCUCCGCGGGGACGUGGGACAGCCGCGUGUGUGGGUGAGCGGCAGCAAAGUGGCGGAAAGUUUUCUGACUUGCGUGAACAGCGGCGAGUCAACCUGCACGGAGGGGUGGGAGGGGGGAAUCCUCUGACACGGAUCCUCGCCGAUCACUUUCAGACGUCUCUUGAGCACCUUUUGUUGCUAUUCAGUUGUUUUGGUGUCCUCGAGACAAUGAAUGAGUGGGCGCCCAUCGCGAAAGAGUAUGAUCCCCUCAAAGCAGGAAGCAUUGAUGGUACGGACCAGGAGCCCCACGACCGUGCCGUGUGGAGAGCCAUGUUGGCCCACUAUGUUCCCAACAAAGAUGUGUCAGGAGACCCCCACCUCACGCUCUUUGUCGCCAGGCUCAACUUGCAAACCACAGAGCACAAGUUAAAGGAAGUCUUUUCCCGGUACGGAGACAUCCGGAAGAUCCGCCUGGUGCGAGACCUGGUCACUGGCUUUUCCAAGGGUUACGCAUUCAUUGAGUACAAAGAGGAGCGAGCUCUAGUGAAAGCUCACCGAGACGCAAACAAACUGAUCAUUGACCAGCGUGAGAUAUUUGUUGACUUUGAGCUGGAGAGGACCCUGAAAGGAUGGAUCCCUCGGAGGCUUGGGGGCGGUUUUGGAGGCAAAAAGGAGUCGGGACAGUUGCGGUUUGGUGGCAGGGACAGGCCCUUCCGGAAGCCCAUCCAUUUGCCUGGUCUGAAAAGCAAUUUUUACGGGGAAGGUCAGGUGGAAAAAAGAGAGCACGCUUGGUCCAGGGAGAGAGCGAGGGACUGGAAGUCUAGGGACCGAGAUCACGAGAGGACCAGAGACCAGAGAUACUCUGAAAGGGAGCGGUCACGGUCACAGGGAUGGGGCGAGAGAGACGGGGAGCGGCACUCCAGAGAGGAAAGGAGCAGAGGGAGAGAGGGAAGAGACAGAGAGAGGAAAGACCACAGUCGGGACCGCAGCUCAAAGAAGCAAAGAGACGAAGACGAGCACUGAUGGAAUGCUCCCUUCCAGUGCUGCAUGGCCACAGAACACCAGAGGAUGAUGGGUAAGAAUAGGUUCAGCUUCUGAAACAAACCGAGCCAAAGCCCAGAGAACUCUUUCAUAAGUUUUGGAAUUGUGGGGAAUUCUCAUCUCCCUACAAUAUACGAUGUUGUGAAUUUUGUUAAAAUUGUUCAGGGGUACUGCUUGGUCUCAUGCACCUCCGAGCUUUUCAGGAUGCAUGUGAUUGGUGAUGCAAAACAUUCACGCGCAUUCUUAAUGCUCAGGUGGAAACCAUUCAGUCAUAGAAUGCUAACAGUGGAGAGAAAGGAAAUACCACUUCGACUAGGGGGGCGAGGAAUUCUUCACAGGGCAAGCAGAAAGGAGGGGGCUGCACUGUAUGGUAGGAAGGAUGAGCAGGGGAGGACAGGAGUUUUGGAGAAACCAGAAAAGAGGCCAGAUGGCCUGGGUUGGCUAACCUGUGGCCCCUGAGAUUUUGUUGGACUCCAACUCCCAUCAUCCCCAGAUAGCAUGGCCAAUGGUCAGGGAUGGUGGGGUUCUAGGCCAGCAGCACCAAGGAGUGAGGGCUCUUCUGUAGGCCUUUGAGGUGGGAACAAGAGAGAGCAGUGAGACCUAGGAUAGGUUUGGGGAACCUGUGGCCCUCCAGACGUUGCUGGACUACAACUCCCAUCAUUCCUUACCCUUGGCCUUCCUGGCUGAGGCUGAUGGAGUCUAAGCACAACAGGAGGGCCCCAGGUUCUCCAACCCUGGCCUAGGAAGUGAAGUAGGGCCGCCGCAUUUCAUGUACCAAUUUUGAUUAGUUAGCCAAAUGUUUGACAGAGCUCAAACAUGCUUAUAGAACAUGCAAAAGCCACAGAAGACCUCUUGUUAAUUGAGAAAGUUUAUUUAGAAUAUUAAAAAGAUCUACAGUUGACAUAGCUCUCUACCCACCCCUCCCCUCCAAACAAGCCCCAUUUAUCGCCUGUUUUAAAAAACUUACAGCACCCUGAAUCUUUAUUAAAGAUACACAUUCACUGCUUUUGCAUAUCACACGUUCACGCCUCUUUUCCUGUAGGCAAGUCUUCUUCAGACAAUUGCAUUCAGGGAAUGCUUGAGUUUGUGACAAUUGGUGAAAUGUUAACACUUCAAUAGGGUCUGAAAGCAGGUUGGCAACCCCUAGAAGAGGGAGGUUGAUAUGGGAUGGUAAUUUAAUGAUGUGGUUUGUGAUUUCUUUAUGCUUUUUUGGGGCGGGGUCUAUUUGUUUUGCCCAGAAUACCAGGAGUUCCCAAAUUGUGGCCUAUGGACUACCAGGGGUCCGCAAGCUUCAUUCAGGUGGUCCAUGGUGUGUCCACGUGAAAUAUUCAUGUUUUAUUUUUUAUUGCUUCUUUUAUUUCUUACGUUGUAUUUUAUUGUAUCACAAUUUGAAUUCUGUGGAAUUACAAUGAAAUACAAGAUAAGAAAUAAAAGCAAUAAAACCACAAUUAAAAAAUCAAUACAGCACCUAGCAAAGCGCAUUACAAUUGUUGCAGCCGGCAGAAAAAUCAUUAAGCAAUCUGUCAAGACCAUCACCAAUUUUCAAGUGGCCUGCAGGGAAAAAAGUUUGGGAUUUACUGCUGUACACCACUGAAAUGCAGUCUCUGGACAGGUAGCUGGGUUUGAAUCUAGCCCUUGAGCUGAAAGUGGUUUCCAAGCCCUGCCGUAGUGGAAGAAAUUAUGCAAAAUUAGCACAUUUGCACAGUUCAUUCAAGUUGCAGCAUCUGAGUGUGUGUGAUGAAAAGGGGGGGAAACAUUUAAAAUAUAGAACUUGGGGGAAACUAUUUCAUUGCAUUCAUCCUAUAGCCAAAGUACACACACACACAGAGCCAAUGGUGGCUGGUGUUUAUUGGGACUGGUAGGGCGGAAGGCAAGGAGAUCAACAGUAGGUGGCGCCAGAGCCAAUGACAGCCAGAGACAAGUAAUUCUAGUUUUGUCCCCAUCCUCCUCUCUGCUCAGUGCUGCAAGGGCAACUCUGAGACUAAGGAGGAGGCAUCUGACCGGCAGUGCCACCCCUUGGACUUGUCAGUAAGGUGGGCAUACUGAGAUUGGCACUUGCCCUAAUACUGUAGAAGAGCCUCCACCCACACACAGCUCAGGUGGUGACAUCACUGAUAGCUAGUUGGCUAUCAUUUGCCCAUGUGUGUGCAGUACAGUAUUAUUUAAAGACAUUGCUGGACACAUGUGAGUUCCUGGGAUGGUUCAAGAAUACACUGGGCUGCAUCUGCUUACAGAGCAAUGGAGAAUGGAAGAGCUGCCUGUUUGGGGUAGCCCUGUCCACUUCUCCAUGAGUAGUUGGAGAACUAGAAAUAGAAAAUGAGGUUUAAAACAAACAAACCCAAAACACUGAUAUUCAUGCCAAGAACUUUGAAGUACAACCAAAAGCCACAGUAGGGCAGCAUCGGUAUUAAGAUCAACAAAAAUGUCCCAAAGUUACUAGCAAGCUUUACAGUUUCCCAAAAUGCUUCUAAUUUAAACAGAAUGGGGCUGCCAAAGCCCCAAAGCCCAUAGUUUGUGGUGUGGUAGAGAAAUUGUGCACAAGAUUGCUACAAACUACAGGCUUUAGGGCAGCCCUGAAAAGAAAUUCACAAAAGUUACUAACAUAGACAUGGGAUUUUUCACGAGCCAGCUGCUAAGAGCCUGCGUUCCCUUGCUGGUCGUGGAGGAGAGGAAGCCUGUGCCUAUGCCACAAGCUUGGAAAUGUGCACUUUUGGCAUGCUCAGACAAAAAACAGGCUGGUGGAGGCGGCGGGGGGGGGAUGGAGUGAUCUGUCCUUCCCCUUUGCUAGCCAACUUGGUUUCCGUGAUGCCCAUGCAGGAAGAGGCUUUUCUUCCUUCACGGCUAGCAUGGAAACUGAAUGGGCUAGUGCAGAAGGGACGAUCCUCCUCCCGCCUUCUGCAUGAAACUCCGUGGGUCGCAUGGGCUACAAAGCAAGUUGAUAAACAUACAAGGCUGCCUCAGUGCUUUAAUAUCAUGUCCUACUUGUUCUCCCCACCCUACCCUGUUUUGUUUAACAUCUAGCCUGUGUGUGGGGAACCUUUGGCUCUCCAGGUGUUGCUGAACUACAGCUGCCAUCAUCCUUGACCAUUGGCCAUUCUUGCUGGGGCUGGGCUGAUGGGAAUUGUAGUUCAGCAGCAUGUGGAAGGCCACAGGUUUCCCACACCGGCUGCAGAAGAACUCUGGAGAACUUGAAACAUUUGCUCAUGGCUUACUGGCUCUGAUAAAGCGGGCUGAGGAACUUGUGCCCCUCAUUGGCUAUGCCAGAUGGGGUUGAUGGCAGCUGGAGUCUGAAGGGCCACCAGUUCCACACCCCUGUAAUAAAGGUAUUCACCUACCUUGGCUUUUGGAUUAUUUUUUUUAAUAGAUAAGCAGGACUACCCACAAUUUUUAGAUACAAGCAGAGGUCAACUCAACAUCAAGUGGUGGUGACCACACAAAAUGAGGCUGUCAGUGUUCACUUCUAGCUGGGCUCCUCUGUCUUUUGCAGCUGCAUGAGAAACAGACAUUUGGGAGGUACGCUUCCCCACCCUGAUCAUUGGUUCUGAAUGCUGGGAAUAGCUGCAUGGCUUGGCAUGAACUCUGUGCAGGUUUAGCUGCAAAACUGAUAUGAAGCCGCCUUAGUCUACCUACAACCUGGACCUAAGCCUGUAUACUCAGAAGCAAGUGCCCACAGAUGUGCAAUGGAAAUUGCUUCCCAUGGGCACAGGAUUUUAGUUUUACUGAGAAGCAAGUUCCCCUGAGCACCCACCACUUCUGGUUACAUGUGUUUGGGAUCAGUUGAUUUGUUUACAUUAGGGAAAUCUCAACUAAUUUUUGAACAUAAAAAGCUGUCAUAUCAAGUAAUGUCAUUGGUCAUCUAGCCCAUUAGGUCAACUGUGAAUGGCACAAGCUCGAUAAGCGGAAGACUUUCCUACCUUGAGUUUAACUGAAGAGCCCAGUUCUUGUAAGUAGGGGCACUUUAAUAAUUCCAGAAUACACAUUAGGCCAAUACCUUUAUUAGACUAACUAAGUAUCAUAUGCAAGUUUUUGAAUUCGCAGCUCUUCAUCAGGCUAGAUGCAAUUAGGGAACCCAAAUACUUGCAUACUUUUUGGUCACAUGUGACGUAAUAAAGGUAUUGCUCAAAUGUGCAUUUUGGAAUUUAUGAGUAAGUGUCCAUCCUUAAGUUUAAGAAUCCUUCCCCUGAAUAGGUUUUGGCCAUGUGUUGACAAUAUAAGGCUUCUUUAUGUAUCAGGUAGGUUCAGGUGGCACAGUUGGGAGACAGCAGGCACUCAUUGCAAGACAAACUCUUCCAGUUAGGAAAAACAGUAAGUAAAACCACUAAAAGUGCACUGCAGGGUUGUUGUGCAGUUACAUUCAGUAAAGUCGGAGUGCUGCCCCCCCCCAAACACUGGCAAAUGAGUCUAUCAUUCUACCAGUCUCCCUUUAUAUACAGAAAUAUGUAUAGUGGUCAGGGGCAGCCAGAGACAGAAAAUUCUUGGUCUGCAUACUAAUUGGAGGUGUCUCAAUUGAGGCACUCCAAAAAUCUUGACAGACAGCUGCUGUCAUACAAGGGGUCUACUUAAGCCUCCCAGCCUGGUGCCCUCCAGAUGUUUUGGAUUACAACUCCCAUCAGCCCCUGGCCACAAAGAUUUUUGGCUGGGACUGAUGGGAGCUGUAGUCCAAAACGUGGAGAGCUUUGUAGCGGAUGCAGCAAUGGCACAACUGGAUUAAGAGGAGAGUUCUUGGAGUUAAACUGAUUUUCAGCCCAAUAAGGUCGGUGGAACUUCAGGGUUGGAUCCAACUAAGUUCUAUUCAGAGAAGACCCACUGAAAUCAAUGGUGCCAAGUUAGUCACAACCACUAAUUUCAAUGGGUCUGCUCUGAGUAGAACUAACGCUGGGCACAACCCUAAGCUAGUGGAAUGGCAGCCAAGAAUAAUAAAUAUUAUUAAUAAUAAAAGUGCUGUACAAACUGGCCACUGCCAUUUCAAUAGGAUUCACUAAGUUUAAACUAAAAUUAUAGCUAGGGAAAAAAUGAAAUAAGUCUUCUACAUAUACUGUUAGGCCAAGGGCGAUGCUCAGAACAAUAAGUGUACUUGGUAUCUAUACUAUUACUAAAUGCACAAAGUGCUUGACCUAUUUCAAUAACUUUUAUAACAGCAGCUCUCAAAUGAUUUGCAAUCCAGUAUUUUUAUCCCUGAAUCGUAGAUGUGAGGCUGAGGGAACAACAGCUUGCUUAAGGCCACUAAGUGGGUUCAUUGCUAAAGGGAGAUUUGAACAGGGCCCCUCCCAGCUCACUCUUAGGUACCAGACUCCAGAGGUCUUCACACAAACCCAUUCAUACAUUCAAUAAUUGGGGGGGGCAGAAAGCUGGUGAUUGGCCACACCAUUAAUACCAGUGUGGCUACUAGUCAUGCCCUCUAGUAGCCACAAACAGAAACAUCGGAAGCUGCCUUAUACUAAGCCAGACCAUUGGUCUCUCUAGCUCAGUACUGUCUCCACUAACUGGCAGCAGCUCUCCAGGGUUUCAGGCAGGGGUUUCUUCUAGCCCUACCUGGAGAUGCCAAAGGUUGAACCUGGGACCGUCUGCAGGCAAAGUAGCGCUAAACAACUGAGCUAUGGCACAUUCAGUGUCUGCAAGAAAAGGGGUCCUAUAAAUGUAGGGCCCUUUUGCCCAAUAUGGAACUCUGACCAAGCAGGUUCCCUCUGGAGAGGAGGAUACCUACAGGACACCUCUCCUUCUAAUAGCAAACCCAAGGGAUGGGCGACAGCAAGAACUGAGCCAAAAUGGAUUUGCUGAGAAAAGAAAGGGAAGUGUAAAUAUGCUCAGGGAAAUCCAGGGGUUCAUAGAAGUACAAACAAACUUCUGAUUAUUUUUUUUUGAAACUGAGGUGGCAAAAACCCCCCCCCUUAAAAAAGACCAAUGAGGACUGAGCAUGCUCAGUAGCCUCGGAAUGAUGAAUGUUAGUUGGAAAAGCAAUACAGAAAUUGGAGGACUGGUGAGGGAGGGCGAAUACCCUGCUUGGAAGAAAAGGCUGGCUGGAGCACUCCCGAUAGCUGGGAGGAUACACUGCAGGUUUCACUUGUUCUCACCAUAAUGCCAAAUGAGUAGCCACUGGGGGCAUGGCCAGUAGCCACCACAGCAUUGGGGUGGGUGGAGGCAGCAGGCAUUAGCUUGCUCCCCCCUCACACACUCAAUUUUAUUCAUGGGGGGAGAGUUGUGUGGAGACUCCUCACACCAACUCUGAAGAGAUAUUUCCUGCCUCUGCCAAGUGGCACAAAAGCCUUGGAGGUAGGAAUGCUUGGGUGACAUUGGCAUUACCACAGAGAUGAAAAAACUCAAAAGAGCACAUUGUGGCAAAUUGACAAUUAAGCACGCUGUGAACCAAAGCCACCCCAAGCAAUAGCCCCUGUGGGAACUAGGACCCCAAAUCCUAAUCACCCAGUGGGCACAUCUCACAUAGCUAUUUGGAUCCCACCCAUAUAGACAAUAUUUGUUUAAAAGCUGACAGACUUUUGUUCCCAAAGCUCUUGAGGAGAUUAUGCCUACUCCCUUUACAGAAGAGACUACCUUCCCAACGAGACAGAGGGAAGAGAUUAAGGUAUGAGAAGGAAAUUUUUAAAAAAGGGUUAGCAUAAAUUUUGUCUGUUUAGUUUCCAUUAAUACGUCAGAAAAUUCAUAGCAAAAAUGCAAGGCACCAUCACCUUGUACACCAUGCUCUAGGAGGCACUAUAAAUAACAAACCAAAUAUAUAUAGAAAGAGAUAGUCCUGAUCCAUUUCCAGUAUGUUGCGUCAGUCAUUUUCAUAAUGGAUUCCUCUUGCAACAAGAAAGUGCCACUUCAGCGGCUGACAGGAACUGCCUUCAAGCAGAGUAGCUAAGAC